AGUCCAGCUCCUUACUGUCGCGCUUUGGCGGGGCGCCCUCUAGAAACUACGUAUCCCGGCAUGCCACCGUCGUCGACGCUCUCUCGCGGGCACUACAUUUCCCAGGAGGCACGCUGCUGCACCGCGGUGAUUAGUGGGAUGGGAACCACGCAGCCGCCUCCCAGCCUCGGCGCGACGAGGAGGGAAGCGCGGACCUUUCAACAAGAGCUUUAUUAAUUCUCGCCGCUAGGAUCCUGGGGGGCGAUGGAGGUGGCCGCUAAUUGCUCGCUGCGGGUGAAGAGACCCCUGUUGGAUCCCCGCUUCGAGGGUUACAAACUCUCCCUCGAGCCGCUGCCCUGUUACGAGCUGGAACUAGAAGCAGCUGUGGCAGAAGUAAAACUUCGAGAUGAUCAAUACACACUGGAACACAUGCAUGCUUUUGGAAUGUAUAAUUACCUUCACUGUGAUUCAUGGUAUCAAGACAGUGUCUACUACAUUGAUAACCUUGGAAGAAUUAUGAAUUUAACAGUGAUGCUGGACACUGUCUUAGCAAGACCACGAGAGGUAUUUCGACUUCCUACAGAUUUGACAGCGUACGAUAAUCGCCUUUGUGCAUCUAUCCAUUUCACAUCUUCUACCUGGGUCACCUUGUCAGAUGGAACUGGAAGAUUGUAUCUCAUUGCAACAGGCGAACGUGGAAAUAAUGCUUCUGAAAAAUGGGAGAUUAUGUUUAAUGAAGAACUAGGGAGUCCUUUUAUCCUAAUCCACAGCAUCUCAUUGCUGAAAGCUGAAGAACAUUCAGUAGCUACCCUGCUUCUUCGAGUGGAGAAAGAAGAAUCGGACAUGAAAGGAAGUGGUUUCUUUGUUUCCUUGGAGUGGGUCACUAUCAGUAAGAAAAAUAAAGAUAAUAAAAGAUAUGAAAUUAUUAAACGUGAUAUUCUCCGUGGAAAGUCAGUGCCCCAUUAUGCUGCUAUUGAGCCGGAUGGGAAUGGUCUAAUGAUCGUCUCCUACAAGUCCUUCACAUUUGUUCCAGUUGGUCAAGAUGUUGAAGAAAAGAAAGAUGAAGAAAUGUCAGAUAAAAUCAAAGAGCCUCUGUAUUACUGGCAACAGACUGAAGAGGAUCUGACUGUCACCAUACGGCUUCCAGAAGAUAGUUCUAAGGAGGACAUUCAAGUACAGUUUUUGCCCGAUCAUGUUAACGUUGUGCUGAAGGGUCAGAAGAUUUUGGAAGGAAAUCUCUAUUCAUCUGUUGAUCAUGAAAGUAGUACAUGGAUAAUUAAAGAAAAUAAUAGCGUGGAGAUUUCCUUGAUUAAGAAGAAUGAAGGACUGACUUGGCCAGAGCUAGUAGUUGGUGAUAAGCAAGGGGAAUUUAUAAGAGACCCAGCCCAAUGUGCUGCAAUAGCUGAACGGUUGAUGCAUUUGACCUCUGAACAACUGAAUCCAGAUCCUGAUAAAGGAAAACCUCCUUGUAAUGCUCAAGAGUUAGAAGAAUGUGAUAUUUUCUUUGAAGAGAGUUCCAGUUUGUGCAGAUUUGAUGGCAAUACAUUAAAAACUACUCAUGUGGUGAAUCUUGGAAGCAACCAGUACCUCUUCUCCGUCACAGUGGACCCUAAGGAGAUGCCCUGCUUCUGUCUGCGCCACGACGUGGACGCCCUGCUCUGGCAGCCGCACUCCAGCAAACAGGACGAGAUGUGGGAGCACAUCGCCACUUUCAAUGCCUUAGGCUAUGUCCAAGCAUCAAAGAGAGACAAAAAAUUUUUUGCCUGUGCUCCGAAUUACUCCUAUGCAGCCCUGUGUGAGUGCCUGCGUCGAGUGUUCAUCUACCGUCAGCCCACUCCCAUGUCCACUGUACUUUACAACAGAAAGGAAGGCAGGCAAGUCGGACAGGUUGCUAAGCAGCAAGUAGCAAGCCUAGAAACCAAUGAUCCUAUAGUAGGUUUUCAAGCAACAAACGAGAGAUUAUUUGUACUGACCACCAGAAACCUCUUUCUAAUAAAGGUGCAAACGGAGAACUAGUUACUCCACCAUGCUGGCUCCUCUGUGCUGGGGAGUAGGUGUCAGUGGUAGGGAAGGCUGGGCAGUUACUGUAACCGGUUAAGUUUUCAUAUGUUAAAAAAAUGAUGUUGUAUUUUAUUUUUAAAAAGAUAUUGGAAGUAUAUCCAAGAGAUUAUGAUUCUAUAAAAGCUAUGGAAUGAAGCUGAAAAUUUAGAGAAAUUGGCUUCUGUAAAAAACGUAGAUACCAUUAGCAGUGUAAUUAUUUUUUAAAAGCAAAAGCUAGAAUCUUUUAUAUGAAAAAAUGUACAAUUCAGUGUUUUAAAAAUAAAAAUAUUUAUCGUGUACUCUUUGUUUAUUGACAUCAUUUCUAUGUUCUGUACCUAUAGAAUGUAUAGGAUAAUAGUAAAACUAUUGAUGCCUGUAAAUAAUUAAAUGAACUUAAUAGCUGAGUUAGAAGGUGAAAUAUAAGAGAAGUCUAAGCAGAUCCUAAUAUUCUUAAGUGUGUUUUAAGUCACUAAAUUUGUGGUAAUUUGUUAGUGCAACCAUAGGAAACAAUUUUAUCCCAAAAUUAAUUCAAAAUGGGUCAGAGAUCUAAAUGUAAAGCCUGAAAAAAACUAUGAAACUUCUAAAAGAUAACAAAAGCAAAUCUUUGUAACCCUGGGCGAAAGGUUUCCUGCAUGAGACCAAAAGUGAGAUCCAUGAAUGAGAAAAUUGAAAAACUGAACUUCAUCAAAAGUAAGAAAUUAUGUUCUUAGACAGUUUAGGAGAAUGAAAGACAAGCCGCAUACUAGAAGAAACUUACAAGUGCAUAUCUGAUAAGGAACUAAUAUCCACAAUAUAUAAAGAAUCUUCAAAACUUAGUAAGAAAAUGAUCCAAUGAAUACUUUAAUGGCCCAAAGUAUUAAAGAAACAUCAUCUCAGAUAAAUGAAUGGUAAGUAAGCACAUUAAAAGUUGCUCAACAUCAGUCAUUAGGAAAUUGCAAAAUGAAAGCACAAUGAGACAUUACCACAUAGCUACUGAAAUGCCUCAAAUUUAAGAUUGUUCAUACCAAGUGUUGAGAAGGAUACGGGGCAAUUGGAAUGCUUAUACAUUGCUCGUGGGAAUGUAACAUCGAACCACUUUGGAAAGCAGUUUGAUAGUUUUCUGAAAUGUUUUACACACAUCUGCCAUUUGUGCCAGCGACUCCACUUACCCAGUCUCUUACCCAAGAGAAAUGGAAGUACAUGUUCAUAUAUAACAGCAUUAUUUGUAAUAGCCGAGCCUGGGAGCAAGCAUCAGCAGUUGGUGAGUGGACAAAUACUACUAUGUCGUGAUGUAUCCAUGCAAUGGGCUGUUUCCUGACAAUAAAAAGUAAUCAAGUAUUGAUACCACCAA
Messenger RNA from Pipistrellus kuhlii (Kuhl's pipistrelle), 3349 nucleotides. It is a transcript of the gene NUDCD1, whose product is annotated as NudC domain containing 1. NCBI's taxonomy places the organism in Eukaryota, Metazoa, Chordata, Mammalia, Chiroptera, Vespertilionidae. The record is from RefSeq and is a predicted model, not a curated record. The transcript has 10 exons. The coding region runs from base 244 to 1995 and encodes 583 amino acids.